Molecule: messenger RNA, 1092 nt
Organism: Geodia barretti
Lineage: Eukaryota; Metazoa; Porifera; Demospongiae; Tetractinellida; Geodiidae
Source: the annotation of a GenBank genome assembly
AUGAGCCGGGCUAUCUCACUGGCCCGGGUCGCGUUGGGUUCGACGAGCCCCAAUCCGGCAGUGGGCGCGGUGAUCGUGAAGGACGGCCGCAUAGUAGGCGAAGGAUAUACGCUGCCGCCGGGCCAACGCCACGCGGAGAUUGGGGCGCUGGAGCAGGCCGGUGGCGACGCGAACGGAGCGGUUCUCUAUUGCACGCUGGAACCCUGCUGCCAUUACGGGCGCACUCCACCAUGUACCGAUGCCGUCAUCGCGGCCGGAAUUGCCCGGGUGUUUUAUGGCGCUACCGACCCCAACCCCCGGGUGUCGGGCGGAGGCGCGGCGGCGUUGCACGCGGCGGGCAUCAGCGCGGGUUAUGUGCGAACACCGGAAACGGUUGAAUUGUACGAAGGGUUUGCGAAGCACGUGGUUACGGGUCAGCCUUUCGUGGUGGCAAAGUUCGCCAUGAGUCUCGACGGCAAGAUUGCGACCCACGCCGGGGAUUCCAAGUGGAUAACCGGGGAGCCGGCGCGGUUACGCGUGCAGGAAAUGCGCAAGGAACUGGAUGCUAUCGUGGUGGGCAUUGGGACCGUGUUGGCCGAUGACCCGCAGUUGACCGCCCGGGAUGCCGAGGGUCGUCCGCUGGCCGCGCACCUGCAACCGGUCAGGGUGGUUGUGGACAGCGCGGCACGCACUCCGGUGGGGGCCCGAAUGUUGCAAGAGCCCGGUCGAACUAUAGUCACGGUGGGAGGGAACGCCCCACCGGGGCGAGUUGGUGACUUGCGGGCGGCGGGGGCUGAAGUAUGCCUGUUCCCAGGCGACGACCGCCGCGUGGAUCUGGCGGGUAUGUUGACGCACCUGGGAGGUUUGGGGCUGGUUAACGUGCUGGUAGAAGGCGGCGGCACUAUUCUUGGAUCUAUGCUGGAUGUUGGUUUGAUAGACAAGGUUCAUGUCUUUAUUGGCGCCAUGCUGAUUGGGGGAAUGGACGCCAGGUCGCCUAUUGAAGGGCGGGGAGCCGGAAGUAUGAGAGACGUGUGGGAUUUACGGGAAACCAGGCUGGAACAGAUAGGCCCGGAUUGGCUAAUCACCGGAUAUCCGCACCGGGGGAGUGAAUAA